Haliotis rufescens (red abalone) is the source of this 4805-nucleotide messenger RNA. RefSeq lists its product as uncharacterized. Bases 635 to 1363 code for a protein of 242 amino acids. The transcript has 4 exons. The record is from RefSeq and is a predicted model, not a curated record. Lineage: Eukaryota; Metazoa; Mollusca; Gastropoda; Lepetellida; Haliotidae.
AUCAUACAAAUAGACAUCCUUUAAAGUGGCAGAUUCAUCCUUAAUGCAAGCUUGGAGAAGUAGUUGAAAGUAGCCAACCGUAACAGUACCACAAGAGGACAUACUGGAAACAAAUAUGUUACACAAAGUAAAUGUUCUGAAAAGUGAAUGUUCAUCGAAUUGCGGCGUUGCGUGUCCUGACAAAUACAAUAUUGUUCUCGUCUCCUUCGUUUAGAGAGAACACUCGUAUAUCUUAAAGCAUUGACUAGACACUUAUAUUUUCUCUAAUAACAAAAUUCCCAGAUCCCCAGUUUACUGAAUGAUUGGUCUAACAUACCAGUUACAUAAUGGGUCCUCCUGAGCUGCAAACAGGAAAGUCACAAUAGAUAACAGAAAGGAAUUCCUGUGUUUAACAGGUCGGGACUGAAACCUAAAAUAUUAAUGUGCUUGGUGCUGAGAACAUAAAACUAUACUGAGACUAGUAGAUCUGCCUUUAGGACCAAGUUCAUUACUGACACUAACACUUCAGCAGGGAAUAGGAUGCUCCUAGGUUGUGAUUUCAAAAGAGAGAAAUCUCAUAUGAACGCAUUGUAUUUCCAUGACUGAUUUGACUUUUGGACAACUUGGAGGCUGGAACAGACGUUGUUGACGGCGCAUGAUGUUACGUGUUUCGUCGUUCUUAGCGAUCCUCCUCAUUGUCACUGCUGCGCAAGGUGUUCCCAUGGAGGUGUACACAAAUGGAGCCAAUAAUGUGAUCAAAGACUUGAUAACUUUAGGGGUUGACGCUGAAGAAUGUACAAGUAUAGUGUAUGAAGUGAAGGCAUGCCAAGACCAUGGACUCAGCCUCCUGGACUCCGCCGGUGCAGAGCUGGUUGAGUUUUUGAUUGGUGGCUGGGACAAUGUUAGAUCCAGACUAACAAUCAGGCCAACAAGUGGGCGCAGGGAAGUUGGUACGGAUUCCAUCGUUCGCUGUGACGAAUACAGAUGGUUCUGGGCAUUUUGGGGCAAUGGAAGUAUUUGGUAUGGAAAAGGUAAAACGAUUGGAAGUGACAAAGUCUUUGAUGUAACCGACCCGACAGGUGUCUCUGUCAAAAGAUUUGGCUUGAAGGGCUUCAAUGGAAAACCUCAUCGCAUCCGUCUAGGAGAAACCUGCACAGGAGGAUUUCUCAGAGUCUCUGGCAAAUGGAGCGACGGUCUCAUGAAGGACACAUUCACAGACUACCUAAUCUGCGCGAGGUGGUGUUUUCUACACCCAAACUGUGGAAUGUUCAGCUACAGGGAAAUUCAGGGAAGAUGUGCAUUGUUCGACAGGACAACCUCGUCUUUCAUGCGGACUUCCGAGUCUGACUGGAAAUCAUGGAAAAUGCUGUAUUGCAAUGCUUAAAUUCAAAUCUGCUAACUGUUGUUUCAAACAUAUUGUCAUUUACUGAAAAAAUUCAUUUCACAAAGACAGUUAUCGUCUUUUGGUUUGAUAAACAAAAAACAGGUACAUGUUAUGUGAAGCCGUUGCUAUUUAACGUUAUGAUAUGGCAACACAUUUCUGUUUUAAAAUAUUAAUCUGUUCCCGAAAAUGCUCGAAAAAUAAUUCGUUUUUAGUUUUUCCCCUAAAAUAUUUUUUUCACUGGACAGGCUGUCUGUUAUGAAAAAUAAUGAGUUGUAGGUAAAUACAAUUGUUUGAAUUUGUUGACUUUCAGCAAUGAAUUUUUUCAAAAACAUUCUAGGCUCAGGCCCCUUCAUACACCUCUACCAGAAUAAUAAAUGAUCGAUCCCUAAGCCUUUGAUCCUACAAAAUGAAAAUGAGAAAUGUACAUGUAUUUGAUUGCAUUGUUACUUCUGAUGUAGCAGCAUUGCAAUAGUACGACUCCUACUGCUACCUGAAAUUUCCGUAGCAAGUUAUUUCUCGGUACGUUGUACGGCCUUCAGGUUCAACCUAAAUCCUAGCUUGGGUGUUGAGUUAAAUAGACGUGUUUUGUUGGGGUAGCGCAAAUGAUGAUACAUUGACUCAUGGAUCACCUGUCCUAACCAUUGAGUUAUUUCGCUUGGGAUUCCUGUCAUUUCUACAGAUAUACACAAGCAUGUAAUGAACGUUUUAAACGGUUUCGAAUCAGGGAACACUUCCUAGAGAAAGUUUGCAACGACGGAAAUAUUGACUUCCCAUAUUUAAGGAAACAAGAAGGCGGGGCGGAAAACAAAUAUAAAUGUGGACAAACUGUUUCUAAAUGGUAGGCGAUAUAACAAAAUAAGAUUAUUUUAAUUUUGUCGAUAUCCCUAGGUUUGAAGUGUAUUGUCUAGAACAAAAGUACAUACACAAACAGAAACUCUAGCUGAAUACUUGUUUGGCCAUUAGAAGGAAUAUUAAGACACAUUUUCGUAGAGUUAACUCGAAUUCUCAUGUUUGAAACAUCAAAGAAUGUAUUUAAUCUCCAGUGUCAAGAAGGUAGGGACCAUGCAUAUAUUGGUGUCUCAUAUACACAGCCCGAAGGAUGUACGUAGUCCACUGAUGAAACCUUCGCUAAAAUUAGUUCAGAAUAUAAAAAAAAAUAUUAUCAAAAUAUACCAGAUAAUAUUCAUAAUUGGUGAUAGAAACUCUCGCUCUGGCAAUUUUGCAGAGUACGUACAUGUAGCUAGUGAUAAUGGUAUUAUUACUGAUAAUAUGAUACCCGAGAGCAGCAGAGUACUAAAUUCCGUCACAAGGGACAGAAUCAUAUCGUGUGUUAAAACAAAGCGCCAAGAAUUAAUAAUGUAAUCAAUGAGUAUAUUUGCAUGCACUAUUAAUAUGUUUGAAAAUAUAUAUGUGACACAAAGUGCAUGACGCUGGUAUUUUCCCACAAAAAUGGCUCAAUGGUGUAAUUAAACCAACAGCAAACAAAUAAUCGAUAAAAAGAUCCUGGAAAUCACAGACAUAUGACAUUGCUGAGUUUAUUUUGAAUUUUUUUUCACAUAUAAUAAACAACCGUUUGAGCAAUAAUAUUGAAACAAAUAAGUUUCUAUCCAAAGCUCAUGUAGGUUUCAGAACAGAAAAGAAUACCCAACCACCGAUCAGAUUAUUACUAUAUUAAUCUUUCUGAAUUAUUGAAAAUAUGAAAAAAGAAAUACCAUAGUUCAUUUAUUGACUUUCAAGAAACUUUCAACACCGUUAGGGGUCUGGUCUCUGUUAAAACUAUACUACUGAAAGUUUGCUAAGGAUCAUAUCUUUAAUGCAACAUGGAAUUUUGAUAUAAAGUCAUCUUGGAAUAAAACCCGGCACACAACGAACGGUUGGCCCCUCUGCCACCGUUGUGACUGUUUGUCAUUAAAACCUUGCCCUCUGUUGUUUGAAAGCCUGGCAAGCAUUUAUUGCAAUUACUGAAAACAGAUCUAGAAAUGCCCCCUCAACGUCAACGACGUCGUGUGAGAGUCGGGGAAUUAGCCAGAUGCGUGGGGAUGCUUGGAACUGGGGCAACACAACGUCACGUUGCUGACGUCCUUAAUGUGAGUCAAAGCGUGGUCUGCAGGGCAUGGAAUCGAUAUCAGCUACCCAGCGACAUUGAGGUGGUCGUGAACGUUCCACCAUACAGCGAGAUGACCGGUUUCUCUUGCUCUCAGCUUGUGACGGCAACCAGGCUCAGAAAUGAAUUGCGCCACUGGAGUAAACAUUUGAAAUCAGACAGUCCUUAGUCGCCUGCGGGAGGCUGCAGAUCAUGCAUUCAGGAAGAGCAUGCAUUACCCCGCGUCUCAGGAAAGCACUUUUGGAUUGGGCGAGAGAUCAAGUCAAGAGGACAAUCAGUGAUUGGACAUCCUUACUUUUCACAGACGAGUCACGGUACUGUUUAGACUUCACUGAACGACGUGCUCGGGUGUAGCGUAAAGCAGGAGAGCGAUUUCAUGAUGCUAACGUAGCCGAACAUGACAGAUGGGAAGGUGGCUCAUUAAGGCUUUGGGGUGGAGUCAACCGGGCUGGGAUAACAGAUCUGCAUGUGUUUUAUUGAGGGGCACGAUGAGGUGUGCGAUACAGGGAUGAUAUCUUGGAUGCGUACUUAUGCUGGUGCAGUUGGCCCUGACUUCAUCCUCAUGGACGACAUGGCAUGUCCUCAUCGUACCAGAGUGGUUGAUGCUUACCUUGAACAAGAGACAUUUGUCCGUGUGGAGUGGCCAGCUUGUUCACCAGACCUCAACCCGACUGAACACCUUUGGAACAUGCUUCAGGUGUCAAUCUAACGUAAUUCGUGUAUCCAGGUUACCUCCAAGAACUCGUACCUGCUCUCACCCAAGAGGGAACAAUCUUCCCUUGGCAUCCAUCCAGACGCUGUUUGGAAGCAUGAGACAACGGUUCAAGGGUGCAAUCCCAUCUUGUGGCUCACAUACUCUAUUGACAGUUGUUGUGUAAUGCUCAAUGACCAGUUCUGUGAAUUUAAGAUUUGUUGGUUGGUGUCAUGUUUACUUUUUUAUGGCAGUCUCAACUUACCGGUCGAUUACGUGUUGCUUUGUCAUUUUCGUCAACACAUCCCAGUCAUUUCCUUUCAAAUAAACAUUUAACUGCACUGUUUUGUUAUUUGUCAUUGGGAAUAUUAUUUUCUUAUUCGGAAAAUUCCUCAGCAAUCAUUAAGGAGUAUACUUUAAAUUGGUGUAACUGGGAAAUGCUUCAAGGUCAUAUUUAACAUGUACAAGAAUAUAGAAUCAUGUGUUUCUUGUGUGUAAAUUUGGUGUGAGAUUCUUGAGAGAACUCUUCACGGGGAGGCUUACAGUUGUGUAAAACUGCACCCUUGUGAUUACAAUGACCGUCUCGAAAACUUGAUAGCUGCUUUCGCACUGCUUUAUGCCGACAAUACGGCUCUGUUGUCCCACGU